AUGAUCUACGACGCCAAGCGGCUGAUUGGCCGCAAAUUCAACGACGCCGAUGUCCAACGUGACAUGAAACUGUACCCCUUCAAGGUCUUCAAGAAGGGCAACAAGCCUGUCCUCCACGAAGCGCAAGAGAUGGGGUCUGCGGCACAAGGACCUUCAAAAUCUUCCACCACCCCCUUUGUCACCCCCAGUACGAGCAUCAAUCUUGUCAUCUCAUUCCAAAGGUCUUACUCUUGUUGA
This is a messenger RNA of Puccinia triticina, 237 nucleotides long. RefSeq lists its product as uncharacterized. Bases 1 to 237 code for a protein of 78 amino acids. The record is from RefSeq and is a predicted model, not a curated record. The transcript has 2 exons. Lineage: Eukaryota; Fungi; Basidiomycota; Pucciniomycetes; Pucciniales; Pucciniaceae. Gene Ontology annotation, molecular function: ATP-dependent protein folding chaperone; ATP binding.